AAAAAUGUAUAUAAGGACUAAAAAAUAUUUGGGAGAGUAGGCCAGCAGGAGUUUGUCAAACAAGGAGACUGCACAGACACCUGAAUAACCAUGUUUGCCGGUAGAAGAAAGCAUCUCGAGCUCGUCAUCUUGAUGAUGUUCAUCAUCAAUGAGAUGAAAAACUUCACAGAAGCAGCCGGUCCCCUUCCCAUGCCCAAUGGUAUACGCUUCUUGGGGAUCGGGUACAACAUCUUAACGGGGAAUCCAGAAGGAGGAGAUUUGAGCAGCGGCGGAGUGGACCCCGGCCUGCUGGUCACCCGGAAAUUUUUUCAGAUGACAAAUAAAAAAAAUAAAUUAUCUCAUAAUAAUAAGUACCGCAUCCCAGACCAGGUUGUCUUUGAACCGAGGGAUAGCGCCAAGACUGACCACUCGAAAAAGACCUUCUAUGGCGCGGCUAGUUAUGCAUCCAAGCUUUCCGCAAACGUUGAGGUUACUGGCACAUAUAGCGGUGUUUUAGCUAAGGUUCAAUUUGCUGCCAGUACACGGUAUGGAAAAAUAAAGAAAGAUACACGCAGCCGUGGAUUUGUUUACUUCUCUAAGGAGACUAUUUCCAACUUUGGUCAGGCGCGUCUCCAGCUAGACAGCGCAGAUGAUGAUGACUUUGGUCUCGAUAAUGGAUUUGUAUCAGCCGCAUGUGAACUGCCAAAUGCUUAUGAUGAGUCUAAAUACAUGCCCUUUAUCGAUCAAUGGGGAACGCAUGUAGUAACUGAGGUCAACCUUGGGAUCAGGGAGGGGGAGAUCUACAAAGAAGAACGUUCGGCCUUCGUGAAUUACGCUUCAACAAAUAUUGGAGGCAGUGUUCAAGCUUCGGGAGAGUAUAACGGAUUCAGUGCUUCUCUUUCGGUCAAUAUGGAUUCUUUCAAUAGCGGUAUGAAAAACGAAACCAAGUUUGGCAGCUCAUAUUCAAAAUACAAGGUUGGGAGCAAGGAAUUGAACGAGCCCAUCAGUAUUAAAUUAAUUGGCAUCCAUGAUAUCUUUGAUAAAAAGUACUGGAAGAGGAUGCCGAACUACAUUAGGGAAGGUCGAUGUAACAGUGGGUUUCAGAUUGCCUCCGUAAGUACCAAUAUGGUAAAAGCUCUCAAGGGUUAUGCGGCAUAUAGGAAGAUACAAGCACCUGAAGAUUCUCCCAUCAAAAUACCACUGACUUGGCCGGAGGGAACUUACGCCCUUCAGAAGCCCAGAACAGGAUGCCCUAACAAGGAGUUUAAAUGGAACGAAGGAUUCCGCUUCCACGACACGGAGAACUCCGAUAGUAAAAAUUCAUGGAGUGACCCACUGAGUAUUGCUGGCCACUGGGGGAAAAGUAGUAUUCGUCAGGAAUUCUGCGUUAAAACCGUAACCACUGUCAACCCCAGAGCUCAGUGGACCUGGCAACCAGGGAGUUAUUGCAUCUACAAGUACGGAGACUGUCCAAAAGGUUUUGAAAGUGGUUGGAUAUAUUGGGAUGACGAAGACAGCGAUAAUGGAAAUACUUACGGUGGUGUUAUGCCGUCUGGGGAGUACGGAGCCAAUACCAAACUCUUUUUCUGCUGCCGAAACGAUGGUGUAACAACUAAUAAAAUUAAUCUUCCAUUAGACAACAAGUUCUAUCUCUUCCCUCGCUUUGACCAUUGUCAGGAGGUUAAUGGAACGACUGUUUCUAAGGAAAGAUUUACCUGGGAUACUGCCGAUUCCACCUACUGGGGCGGAAAGAACACAGAUUCUCAAAGUGCAAUCCACCCGUACUAUGGCAAGAAAACCACUGGUGGAAGCUACAUUACUCUUUAUUUCUGCUAUUACCAACCGGAUAAUAGCUCGACUUAAGUGUUAGUCAAUUUCAAUUUUCAAUUUCAGUUUUUCAAUUUCAAUUUUAUUUAUUUACUUCCAUCAAACAAAAACAAAUGGUCAAAGGUUCACAUUGAAGAUUUUUUUCUCCCCACAACGGAGAACGAAUUUUAGAACACAAUAAGUGUAUUGAAAAUGCCUAUCAAAAUGACAAUGAACAGCUCGGAGGUCUUUGUUGAAAACUGGUGAACCGGAGCAGCAGUUCGUCGUAAGCUUCGGAACUGAUGAAAAAUUCCAAAUAAUGUCGUUUGUCCCGGGUCCUGGACGAAAUAAUUGUUAUGGUUCACCAAUUUUGACGAAGACUUCUUGGUUGCUCUUUAUCAUAAAGGGCAUUUAUCAAUACACUUUCUAUGUUCUUGAAAGCGUUUGACGUCAUGUUGUGAAAAGUUCCAUUCUACCAUUACAAUUAUGAACAUGUGAAAGUCUGGCGACUAUUAUCCAAUAUUUCGUUUAUUGAUUCUUUACAUCAAUUUUAAUCGUUUUUAUCCCCUCUCUUGCUACUUUUAAACAGUAACCUGUUUAUUACAUACAUUUUGAUUUUUUUCAGAAAGCUAUAUGCGAAGAUUAUCAUUUUUGUUUGUACCAUUCAACGAUUGAAAAUCAGUAUCUUAUGUCGAAAAGAAAAAAAAUACUGUUUAAGUCGUGAACGCGACAUUUUCUUUUGAAGUUGGACAAUGUGAUUGAUUAUUUUAACACAUAACCAUGAUAACAAUCUUAUAUUUUAAGACUGUAUUUUCCCCCGAUGUAUUCAAAGUAAAAAUAGUUUUAUAGAUAUACCCAAAUUUGUUACAGUAUUGCUCUUGGUAGAAUGAUCAGUAAACAUUGUAAAAAAUAGCAAAAAUAAAAGUCGCAACACUGAAGAUCUCAUGGAGCCACGUAUGGCCUUCAUGCAUCGACAUUGUCAAAAAACAAGACACAAAUUUAGUAAAAUAUUUAUGAGAUAUUCUCUAAAUCAAUUUAAAUCUUAUAUUUUUCCUUCUUUGGUGGGAUGCGUUUGAUAUUAAAUGGUGGUUUGCUAAUUUCAAUAACCAAUAGUAUUUAUAUUUUAAUCAUUAAGUCACCUUUAAUUUAUUUUUAUUGAUUCUCCUUUUCUU
Messenger RNA from Lytechinus variegatus (green sea urchin), 2957 nucleotides. RefSeq lists its product as uncharacterized. Lineage: Eukaryota; Metazoa; Echinodermata; Echinoidea; Temnopleuroida; Toxopneustidae. The transcript has 10 exons. Gene Ontology annotation, cellular component: membrane. The coding region runs from base 91 to 1842 and encodes 583 amino acids. The record is from RefSeq and is a predicted model, not a curated record. Gene Ontology annotation, molecular function: wide pore channel activity.